Messenger RNA from Indicator indicator, 1104 nucleotides. It is a transcript of the gene SRSF10, whose product is annotated as serine and arginine rich splicing factor 10. The coding region runs from base 75 to 863 and encodes 262 amino acids. The transcript has 6 exons. The record is from RefSeq and is a predicted model, not a curated record. NCBI's taxonomy places the organism in Eukaryota, Metazoa, Chordata, Aves, Piciformes, Indicatoridae. Gene Ontology annotation, molecular function: RNA binding.
AGCCGCUCGGCUUCCCGCAGCGCCUGGGCCCUGCUGCUCGCUCGCUCCCUCCCUCCCCCGCUGUCACCGCCGCCAUGUCCCGCUACCUGCGUCCCCCCAACACUUCGCUCUUCGUGCGGAAUGUGGCCGACGACACCCGGUCUGAAGACUUGCGCCGUGAAUUUGGUCGUUACGGACCUAUAGUUGAUGUAUACGUUCCACUUGACUUCUACACUCGGCGUCCCAGAGGAUUUGCUUAUGUUCAAUUUGAAGAUGUCCGUGAUGCAGAAGAUGCUCUCCAUAAUUUGGAUCGAAAAUGGAUUUGUGGUCGGCAAAUAGAAAUCCAGUUUGCACAGGGGGAUCGAAAGACACCCAAUCAAAUGAAAGCCAAGGAAGGGAGAAACCUGUACAGUUCCUCUCGUUACGAUGACUAUGACAGAUACAGGCGGUCUAGAAGCCGGAGUUACGAAAGGAGACGCUCUAGAAGUCGCUCCUUUGAUUACAGCUAUAGACGAUCUUAUAGUCCCAGAAACAGUAGACCUACCGGAAGACCUCGUCGUAGCAGAAGCCAUUCGGACAAUGAUAGGUUCAAACACCGCAAUCGAUCUUUUUCAAGAUCUAAGUCCAAUUCAAGAUCACGAUCCAAGUCACAGCCCAAGAAAGAAAUGAAGGCUAAAUCACGGUCUAGGUCUGCAUCUCACACCAAAUCUAGAGGCACCUCUAAAACAGAUUCUAAAACACACUAUAAGUCCAGCUCAAGAUAUGAAAAGGAAUCGAGAAAAAAAGAACCAGCUAGAUCCAAAUCACAGUCAAGAUCACAUUCUAGAUCUAGGUCAAAAUCCAGAUCACGGUCGUGGACUAGUCCCAAGUCCAGUGGCCACUAACAGCGUAUCCAUGUUGUUUUUAGGCAUGUAAGAUCCAUUUACACACAGUUCAGUUUACUUAAAUUAUCAGGAAUAUGAUGUUGCAACAGUGCUCAAAAAUAUUUUCUUUGUCAGUUUUCCCUGUAGCCAACAAUGGUUAAAAUUAAAACAGUGUUGAGAAGCCACAGAGAGAGAGAGAGAGAAAAAGAGAGAGAGAGAGAAUGUCCACUUGGUUACAUGUCAUGGGCAGCUACUGAUUUGG